CGCGCUCGCGCCAUCUUGUGCCUCUUGUACAGCGCCGCCCAGUCAGCUUUCCCUUCUUCCGUCCCUGCCCCGCCCGCCCCUUCCAAUCGCGUCCCGGGCCCUAGCAGCGGAAGCCGCACCUCUCCGCCCCUUCCUCGUCCACGCGGGACGUGAGCUGUGCCUACAGUGUCCUUAGGCAGAGAUGAAUAAUACUGCAGCUAGCCCAAUGUCUACCUCCAUUUCAAGUAGUGGAAGAAGUACAGGGAAGUCGGUCAGCUUUGUGGCAGAGUUGCAAAGUAUGAUGUAUUCGUUAGGUGAUGCUAGGAGACCUCUUCAUGAAACAGCAGUUUUGGUAGAAGAUGUGGUACACACUCAAUUAAUUAAUCUGUUACAGCAAGCUGCUGAAAUUUCUCAGCUGAGGGGAGCAAGGGUAAUCUCUGCAGAAGAUCUUCUUUUUUUGAUGCGCAAAGAUAAGAAAAAACUUAGAAGACUGCUGAAAUAUAUGUUCAUGCGAGACUACAAAUCAAAGAUUAUCAAAGGCAUAGAUGAGGAUGAACUUCUGGAAGACAAAUUGAGUGGUAGCAGUGUGAACAAAAGACAAAAAAUUGAUCAGGACUUUCUCAGCUCUAUUGACCAGACAGGAGAACUUUUAGCAAUGUUUGAAGAUGACGAGAUUGAUGAAGUUAAACAAGAAAGAAUGGAGAGAGCAGAAAGACAGACUCGAGUUAUGGAUUCAACUCAGUAUGCAGAAUUUUGUGAAAGUCGACAAUUAAGUUUCUCCAAAAAAGCUUCCAAAUUUCGAGACUGGUUGGACUGCAGCAGCAUGGAGAUAAAACCCAACAUUGCUGCUAUGGAAAUUUUAGCAUAUUUAGCACAUGAAACAGUGGCACAGUUAGUGGAUCUGGCUCUUCUUGUGAGGCAGGACAUGGCAACCAAAGCAGGGGACCCUUUCAGCCAUGCUAUUUCUGCAACCUUCAUCCAAUAUCACAGCUCUCCCGAGGGGUCUUGCAUGAAGUCCUGUCCAGACUCCCCUGAAACCACACCACCCCCAACGCCUACAGCUCCGCCAUCUGGAUCACAGCACCCAGGAAAGACCACACCAGGGACCAUUGGGAAUGGUAGUGCUGGACCUGACACUGCUAAAUCCAAGCAAAGGAAAAGAAAAAAGAGCACCGCGGCCUGUGGUGCAGAGGCUCACAGCGAUGCCAUCCAGCCCUGCCACAUCAGAGAGGCUGUCCGACGCCACGGCCGCAAGAUUGGCCCCCUUUCUCCAUUCACAAUUUCUUUUUCUUUGACAGAGUGCCUACCGCCGGAAUGGGAUGGCUUUUCUUGCCUGCUAAUGCAACUGUGUCUACAACAACAGGAAAAGCAAUGUUACACUGAGGUGAUUUUUCCCCCGUCCUGUACAGGAUGAAAGUUCACCUUCUUCACAGCCUACAGAAUGGACUGGUUUGGUGUGACUCCUGCUCUUUUCCAGCCCCCUCAGCAGUUUGUCUUGUUUACUAGAUGGGCCAUUUAACUACUUAAUGGCAGGAUGUUUGGGACAGUGUGUAGGUGGACAAAAAUGCAGAUCUUAAUUUGGCAUAGAUUUGCUUCCUUCAGCUCAAUAGCUUAAGUAACCCCCGACCCCGGGUGUUUAGUCUGGCAGUUUAUUUGAUACAUUUUAUAAUCCAGGUUGAGGACAAAGGAGACAAAAUUAAAAGGACAGUCUUCUCCCACUAUAGUAACCUCCACCUACCUUACUUCCCAACACUUGACUGGCUGUCCCUAAAAUCAAUGUAGGCACGCUCAUUUUAUAAAUUUUUACUAAUCCAAGAUCUAAUGAAAACCUCAUGAAGUGCCAGUCCCCACUCUUCCCAUCACCCCACUUAAUGUACAGUGUCACUCCCCUGCCUUUUCCCCAACUUGCUGCUGAUCAUGUGUUUCUCCUCAAUAAGAUUCCUUCCUUCAUCCUCAAUCCCUGCUUUCCCCAGAUCUACCUUCAAACUCACUCCAGGCCCUUCAGCAGCAGUUAGAAUAACAGAAAUGGGAAAGAGGGACUUGCCCUCUGCCUCCAGCAGCCAGUCCUGGAAGUACUUGAUGGGAGCAGCUGCUCUCCCUCUGACACAUUCUCCCUAGCAAAUAAGGAAUUGUAACUACUGGAACAAACCAAAAUACAGCAGACUUAAUUGUAUGAUUCCUAAUUAAACAUGGAUUGCAAAGAAGGAAGUUGUUUAAUUGUGUGGGAGUUCUGUAUAAUUUAACUUUUAUAAUGGUUUUUAUACCCAAAAAAGCCUUUAUAAAGAAUUCAGAAAAAUGGAAAUGAGAAGCAUGAAAGUUUCCUUAUGACCAAAUCAUUAAGCAUCAAUAGGAUUGUGCCAUGUUAUUCACUAACAUUUGUUAAACUGUCAUUUACUGCUUCUGUGUUGAACCUUCUAGGGAAAACAAUCUGCGUGUCAGAAACAACACAAAAUUUGGAUAUUCAUCUAUGCUUGCUGAAGUGGAUAAUUAAACUUUUUAGCAUUCUUGGUAUUCCUAAUCAUGAAAAUUGUAAGUCUGCAGUAAACAUUCCAGCUUUUAAAACAGCCUAACAUUGUACUUGGUUUUGAUCUGCCAGGCUUAUAGGACAUAUAAAAUUUUCUGGGGUGGUUUUUCCACACUGAAAUUCUUUCUCUCCCACAUUAUAUUUUUUAAAGUAUCCAAAAGGCAGAGAAUAUAGAAUUUAGUUUUUUCCUUUAUUUUAUUCUACCUGAUCUUAUAGUCCCGGAGAAGGAAGACUCAAUGUACAUUUCUCAGAAAUAUGACAGGCCUGUGUUUUUGCUGGUCUGGUGUAUGUUUGUCUAUCCUGAACAGUCUGACAGGUAAUUAUUUAUAAAAUCUGGUUUUGCCCAGUAAGUUCAUAUAAUAACCUUUCACUUUUCAUCAUAAGCCAGAGAGCUGAAUUUAGAAUUUAAAAAGGUCAUUUAUGUCUGUCCUGAACCAGUCUAGAUGUCCACAUAAUUGCUCAAUAUUUCUUUUUCUUUUCCACACUUAGGUUCUUUCUCUUCCCUUUCCCCAAGACUAAAUCUGAAGUGAACUAAAAUUUCACUUAAGCAAUGAGUGUAAAAAUAAAAUUUAUAGGAGCAAAGUUUCAGAAAAUGUGACUUCAAUAAAUUCUCAAGACUAAAAUACUAUGUAGAAUCCUAGUUAGAGCAGAAGAUGAUCUUAGCAUUGAGAACACUUAUUUCACAAAUGAAAAAAAUUCAAGGCUAAACAGAAAAUCAGCCCUCCUCAAAUCCCCAGAUUCUCAAGAAUCCAUGGCACUUCAAUUUCAGUCUCUUACACUCCAUCACACUAGAUCUGUGUAAGAGUAUCACCAAGGCAUGCUGAAGUUUCACAGCACUUUCAUCACACUAGCAUAUAUAAAAAGUGACUAAUUAUGGGAACAUGGUAAGACAUAAAUGAUACACAGUAAAGUCAUCUUCAGCGAGACUAUAUUAAUUAAAUGACUUGUGUUCUUCUGCACAUUGGGCUUGACUCUAAAUCAGGUAUGAAUACACAAAAGUGGUUUGUGUUUUAUCCCUUGUGGUUUAGAGAUCAAAUCUGAAAAUAAACUAACAAAUAACUUCUCUUUGGAGAAACAGAUAUUGCUCCUUAGACUAGGAGUGAAAGAAAUAAAAAUAUUUCUGUCUUCACCUAAAUUUGGAAGUGUGACUUUUAAAAUGUGCCAUUUAGAGGUUAUAUCAAUAAUCUUGUUGCCUUCACAUAUUGUAAUAGAUGAGAUUCAAAAAUAAUGUUCUAAUUUUAGUAUCAAGGGUUUUUUUAAAAUCUGAAAACCAGCCAACAUGCAAAUAUUUCUUAAAUGGUCUAUAGUACCUAUAUCUAGGGAGAAAUCUUCAUUAAUUAUUUUUCAUUUUAAUGAAAUAACCCACCUUUAAAUGCUUUUACCACGCAGAAGACAAACACAACUGUUGAUUCUUGGUCUAAAAAAGAACAAGUUUAGUUGUCUAGAAAUGACAGUUUAAUUUACGAGAUUUUAAACUAUAACUUCCAAAUCAGGGACUGCUUUCCAGUUCAUAUGAUCCACUGUAUAAAAAUAAAUAAAAAUAAAAGAAUCAAAUCACUACAGAGAAUGUAUUCUCUCAUCUCCCUACUGGAAUUUAGAUAGACCCUUCCCAGGUUGCGCUUAAAUUCUACUAUCAACCAUGUAUACUUCUCAUAAAGUAUUUUACAGCUUCCUAUAUGCACUAGCUGGACAUUUCAUAGUACAUAAACAGUUCUGCAAAUUAAUCUAAAAGCAAGUUGAAUAUGUCAUAGCAACAUCCCUCCCCAGUGAUUCUCCAACAAUUAUCUUUUCUUCAUUUUAUCUUUAAAACUCAAGCUGAAUUUUUGUGCUGUUAUACAGUGGUGGCACUAAGGAGGAGCAGGGGUCUCUAGCAGUUUCAGUGGAGUUACUUUAUGUUUAUUAAAGCAAAGACUUUUUUCAGAGGGCAUUAAGCCAAGUUUAAACAGCAAAACCAUGCCUGCAGGAACUUGAUGUAAAUGUGAUAGUUAAAUAAAGGCCAGAUGCUUUUGAAAACUGAAAAUAUUAAAAAGCUAUACCUCUCGAGUAAGUUUCAAAUUUUGUGAGUAGUACACUGAUACUGUGGCACUUGAAAAAGACUUGUUUUCUGGAACCAAAUACCAAAUAUUCAAACUAUCGUAAAUCAUGGAAAUUUUGACAACUGGAAACACAUUUUAAAACAAUCAGUUCCGAUAAAGGCACAAGAAACCCACAUAACUAGAUGUUAGAAACCACUGUAAAUGUGUAUAGAGCAUUAUAUUCUCAGUCCCCUUUUCUUCUCAUCACCACCCAAAUCACUGUUCUCAUUUUUUUCCCCAAGCAAAGUAAAAACAGAAAAAGAUAUAAGAAAAAGCAAGAAUAAGAUAACCAAAGUGAAACUUUCCUUAUAUAGUACCAGGUAACACUUUAUUUGUUGCUACCAAGAAGAAUGAUAAAUUAAGUCUGGCAUAAUAAUUAGAGCACAGCCACUGUGUGCCCCACACUUUGUGUGGUUCAUCUCGCUGAAUGCUCACAACUCCUCUAUGACCUUGCAAGCAGGCAGUCGUGAGUUCGAUCCCUGGUACUGAUAAAAAGGAAAAAGACAAAAACAAAACAAAAUUCCUCUAUGACAUGCACACUGUUAUCCUCCUGCUGCUUGCAGGCAAAAAAGGAAACCAAGCAAUGCGCAUUAACCAUCCUCUGCAGAGCUGCCCACGACCAAGCUGGCAUCUGUACCCAGCACUCUGAUCCCAGUUACAUAGCAUGGACUGCACUCGAGAUUCCUGGUAACAUUUAAAAAAAAAAAAAAUGCUUCCUAGCUGAAUCUAGAAGUAUUUCUCAUUACAAAAAAACUUGAUUACAAGAAUAUUUUAUUCUGCCUCAACAUCCCUUCUCUAAUACUGUCAGAUACGUCAUAUAAAACAAUUAUGCAGAAACAUUGCCAAUUCCUCUUUAAUGUCUUAAAACUUACGAUAAAUGUGUAUGAUCAAAGAACAUACUAUAAGCCACUACACAAACUGAGGGAAGCUUCCUCACAGACCCACAUAUACAAGCCUUUCCUUCCUGAAGACCAGAUUCCUACAGAAGACUUAAUAACACAGGCUACCAUCCAACUUUCAUACGAGUUACUUAUCCAUGUUUUAAAAUCACCCCCAACUCAUUUACAUGUGUUUGCAGUGGCAGAUACAAAAGUACAUCUGGCAGUGCUUAAGUGUUUGCUCUUAAUUAGGUUAUAGUAGUCAGUUUCUCCUAGCCCUGUGGUGGGGGUGGGGGGAGGAGUGAUGUACUAAGACAAAUAAAAAGAUGGAAAGAAAGCUGCCAAGCACAAUUUAAAUUACAAAUGAUAAUCAUUUGUUUUAAUCAGUAUUUCUUUAAAUCAGUCCUAUCUAUGACUGUCUUCUUUGGCACAAGUCAUUUUUCUUUUCCAUUUCUGCAGUGUUGCAAACUGAGCCCAGGGCAUCCACACUGAGCUACAUUCCCAGCCCUUUUUUGUUUUUUGAAACAGAGUUUUGCUAAGCUGAGUUGCCCAUACUAGGCUCAAACUUGUCCUCUGACCCACGAGGAAUACAAGUGUGUGCCACCACCCAGCUAGGACAAAUCAUUUCUGGUUUAUGUCCUUUAAAAUGUCAAACUGCCUGUAGUACUGCAGCUUGCUUUCGGAUGAUUUUGAUUUGCUGCUGCUUUCACAUCAGAAAAGGUAGUUUGCUUCCCAGGGCACUAGCCACCUCCUGUCACGCCUUCCUGGCCCAUGUGUGCCAUGCAUCAGAGUCCCAAGCAGCGGCAGCUACUGCUGGACUACUGGCUUGCCACACUCCAUAGCUUCCACCUGGUAGGACACAAGCAGUCCGGAUUGGCUUUAGUUUGCUGCUUAGCACAGUAGCAUAAUCAAGAUCAGCACUGGUAUCAAGUUUCCAUUUUCCUAAUCCUGCAGGAAGAUACCAGGACGGAAGGGCUAGAUGGCAGAAGACCUGUAUGUUGGGUUACUGUACAUGGAGUUGAGAGUCAACUAUAAGCCAGCCAAACAGUUUAAUAGCUUGCAUCCAUUCCCCAAAGGGGGGUAGAAGUUCAAAGUCCAGUAAAUCAGCAGAACCAGGGAAGCAGACAAGAAACCACCACUGUCAGUGCCUCACAGGCCAACUUGCCAGUGAUCCUUGAGAUCAGAGACCAAAGUAGAGCCUGUGGCCUGUGGUGACAGAUGAGGACCCUGGCUCCACGACAGUAUGUAGGAUAUCAUGCACUACUCUAUUACCAUCUGCCUCCUCUUCCCUAGCCUCUUGAGAUGGUCUCCUUCCCUGAACGUUGCAAUGCAGUUUUCCUGCCUGGUUCUUGCACUGGUGUGCCCUCUAAAGUCCCCCCAACGAGCCUCCUGCAGUGGCCCUAGUCACCUCUUAAUUGCCUUUAGUCUGCUCCAGAAUUAAUUCUUAAAGGCAAGUUCUGAAUAAACAUCUCUUUGUAAUCCCCACAUGCACUUAUAUGUUCAGUAAACAUGUUGUUUGAUUAAAAUUAUCCAAUUAAACAUGAGCUCACAAACUUUUUAAAAAUCUUCCAUCAGGGUGCAUUUCACUUACUUGCCUGCAAAUCUCAAGGACUACAGAAGACAGUGGCUUUUUUCUUAUGGGCAGAUACAAAGUUUCAAACUCAUUCAAAGGGACCCAUGUUUCAAGUUUCCCUGGGGCCUCUGAGAGAAAGCAGCAAAACCUGUACUGUUACAGGGACCAAGGACCUCAGAGACAGCACAAUCACACUCACACUUACUAUAGCUGAGGAACCACCCCAUCUGACUCUGACUCCACACAAACUCGAAUAAAGAGUAAACUGGUAAGACAAUAUCUGUCAGUAAAAAGCAAUCUUUUUAGCACCUAUGAAAGUCAAGUAAUCAAUGUAGAAUAUCCACCCAAACAGUGGUCCCAGAAAGGAGAUCAACUCUGGAAUUCUAGAAAUGGACUCGUGGAGGCCACUUGGAUUAACUAUCUGUAAACUAAAGAAAAGAUGUUUUGCCCAUACCAGAACCACUCUAUUUUAUAUAUUUGUGUGCCACUGUGAUUUUGUUCAUUUAAAUUGAUAUUGAAAUCCUAGGUUUUUGACGUUCUCUUUUUAAGAUACAAUAAAAGCCAACUGAGUUUCUGUUCAAAGGUGACUCUUACGCUUACAAAAAGGCAGGACUGCCUUCUGUACUCUGCCGGUGGCUGCCACUGUCUCCUCAGGGCUCCCUGGAAGGUACACUGUACCCUCUGAUAGAUCCAAGGUUUAACUUAGAUUGAAAGGUUAUUUUCUUUGACACAAAGUAUCUCCUGUACUUUUUUCAUAUGUCUUAGUUUGGAGAAAAUUUAUGAUAUUUUUAACAUUGGGAAGUUUUGCUUUUCCUAAUAUUUUAUUACUUUGCAUAUCUGAAACACUUCAAUCACAGACAAUAAAUAUUAUGUGAUUAUUGUUUUCAUAUGGAAGGCUAUUUCCUCCUGUUUUUCCUAAAUCCCUUUCUCAGCUUAUGAUAGUAAAAAUUUAUUAACUCUAAAUUGUGCCACUCAGUUUUCUAGGAUCGCAUGCACCGAAAAUUGAAAAGAGGGGCAGGUUUGAGAGGAGGGGCAAUAAGUAGUUAAAAAUAAAUUGAGCUGUGUGGUUUUCUUUCCAGUGGAUCUCGAUUUUUUUCUUGUUCAGUUGAAAUGAAGAUUAUAUGUAUUCUGUAAAUCAUUUUUAUAAACUGUCAUAGCCAGUUAUCACAUUAAAUGGUAUUUUUUGUAUCUUUACUAUGAAAGCUAAAUGAAUCUCAGAAAGCAGGCAGCUGCAGUUCAGCACACCGUGACUGCUCAGUUUGAAUGCACCCAUCUGUGAAAGCACUCAGCUAUGUUAUCUUUGACAAAGGGGCCCAAUACUAAUACCAGAGGAAAGAUAAUAACAAAUAGUGCUGGGGAAACUGGCUACCCACAUGUCAGAGACUGAACCUAGACCCUUAUCUCUCACAGGCACCAAACUAAAAUCAAAAUGGACUAAAUAUCUACAUAUUAGAACAGAAACAAUGUUAGAAGACCAAAUAAGUAAAACUCUUAAGACUUGGUGUAGGCAAAGACUAAACAGAACCCCAGUUGUACAAGAAAUGAUACCAAGAACCAACAAAUGGGAUCACAUCAAAUUUAAGAAGCUUCUGGACAGCAAAGAAAACCAAUAGAGUGAAGAGACAACAUAAUGAGAAAAAAUAUUUUGCCAGUUACUCCUCAAGGGACUAAUACUAGUCAGUUGUGGGGCAUGCCUGUAAUCCCAGCACUCAGCAGGAGGCUGAGGCAGGAGGAUCAAUCAUUAGGAGUUCAAAACUAACCUAGACGACAUAAAUUCCAAAACCAGCCUGAACUGCAUAAGAAGACCCUCUCUCACAAAAGGGGGAACUAAUACCUAGAAUAUAUAAAGAAUUUUUUUUUAAAGUAGAUCUUCCUCAAUUUAAAAAGGCCCAAGAAAAAAUAGGCACAGACACUUCAGAAGUACAAACGGCCAAUAAAUACACGAAAAGAUGUUGAACAUAGCUGGCCAUCUGAGAAAUGCAAAUUAAAACAACACUGAGAUUCCAGCUCCAGAAAGAGUAGCUAUCAUCAAGAAAUCAAUUAGUAACAAAUACUAGCAAGCCUGCAGGGAAAAAGGGAAUAGUUCACAGAAAUUAGUAUGGGAUUCCUCAAAAAGCUAAAGUUAGAAAUUGCAUUUUACCCAGAUGUGAUUUCUAGGUAAAUUCCCAAAAGAGAGAUAUGAUGCCUGCUUAGUUACUCUUCCCAUUGCUGAGACAAAAUACCCACCACAGCUAAAGGAGGAAAGGUUCAUUUGGCUCACAGUUUGUAGAGGUUUCAGUACAUAGUUGGCUGGCUCCAAGGCAGGGCAGCAGCUCAGUAUGACAGAGGGGUAUUACGGAGAAAAAAGUCAAUGGCAAAGCAAGACAGUUGGCAACAACAGUAGCUCUGUUUCUGUCCCUUACAUUCUAUCCAAGGUAUGUGUCCUUAGGGCAGGUAGCACUCACACCCGGAGUGGGACUUCCUACUUCCACACCCAGAACAUAACCAACUGGUGGGCUAAUUUAGUAACCACACACUCUUAAUCCCGUCAUCACAAACCUUAGAUCCAGCCAUCUCUGAAAAACUUCAUCUGUGAUCACAUGAGGCAUGUUUAAUAGCAGCACAAUUCAUAAUAGCUAAAUCUUAGAAGCAGCCUAAAUGUCCGUCAACAGAUGAAUGGAAAGAAAAUAUGGUAUUUAUACACAAUGGAGUAUUAUUGUAAUGUGAACAAUAGACUCAGUCAAAUGAGUUUGAUUAGGAAAAUGGAUGCACCUUGCGACCAUAAUGUUCAGUGAAGUCAGACACACAAGCUUAAAUAUCACAUGGUUUCUUUUUAUAUGAGAAACUCAGUAUAUAAAUACAGUAGGAAAAAGAAGGAAAAUUUAUUGUAACCCAGCAUGAACAGUUUAUCUAAAAGUUUAUCUUGAUUUAGCAUAAAUGUCUGAGGUCUUUAUAUUUUAUGGCCUGUUAACCUAUUAAUCUUUGUAGUAAUUAUAAGGAAUUAUAAGAUAAAUGAAUAAGAUGCUGGCCAAAGUGGGAGGGCAGAUUGGAGAGGAAGAGAAAAAUAAAUGAGAUAUGUUAUGCACAUGUAUCAAUUCACACAAUGAAUGUAAUAAGCAUUAUGUACUACAAACAUAUUCUGUACGCAUAAUAAAAAUUAAACAGAGUGGUUUUCAA
Cavia porcellus (domestic guinea pig) is the source of this 10185-nucleotide messenger RNA. It is a transcript of the gene Supt3h, whose product is annotated as SPT3 homolog, SAGA and STAGA complex component. Bases 182 to 1393 code for a protein of 403 amino acids. The transcript is spliced from 12 exons. Gene Ontology annotation, biological process: transcription by RNA polymerase II. Gene Ontology annotation, molecular function: protein heterodimerization activity; transcription coactivator activity. NCBI's taxonomy places the organism in Eukaryota, Metazoa, Chordata, Mammalia, Rodentia, Caviidae. The record is from RefSeq and is a predicted model, not a curated record.